UUCAGCGCCCGGGCGGAGCGGGACCUGCCCGGGGCGUUAUUGCUGCCCCGGCCGCUCGGGCAGCACCGCGUCCCCCCGCCCGCAGCCGGGCUGGCCCCGUGUGCAGGCAGGACGGGACAGAACGGCCGUUCGGUCUCUGCUGGUAUUGCUUAGUGUUAUGGGUGAUACAGAAGAAGCUAAAAUGCAGAUAGCACCAGAAACUCCAGGACGAGUCACAAUCCUGAAUCCUUUUGAAAGUCCCACUGAUUACUAUACUCUUCAGGAGCAGAUUGUUUCCAGUCCUUCUGUCUUUAAGUCGACGAAAUCCUCAUCUACACCAGGAAAAUUCAGAUGGUCUAUUGAUCAGCUUGCUCUAAUAAAUCCCGUGGAAAUAGACUCGGAAGACAUUCGACGCCAAGGAAUGUAUUUGAGCCAUGCUAGAAUUGAUAAGGAGACAGAAGAAAGAAGGCAAAAAGCUAUCGAGGAGUUUUUCACAAAAAAACUCAUAGUUCCUUCUCCUUGGACUGAACAUGAAAGCAAGGAAGUUUCUCAAUUUAAUUCAACUAAAUCCAUAGAUAUAAAUAACAUUUCUCCGAUUGGAAGACAGCUGAGCUUGCAGCCUGGGAAAAGCAAUGCUGCUUGUCAGACAGUACUGACUUUGCCAGUGGAUUUUAAUUUAGAGAAAAUACUUGGUGAAUAUUUUAGAACUGAUGAAUUUGCAGAUCAGUCUCAGGAAAAUCUAAGCUCUUCAUCACUCAGAAGAAAGCUGUUUUUAGAAGAAAAUGGGAACGUAUCUGCAUGUUUAUCCCCUUCUCUGCAUAGUCCACAUGGUAGUCAGCCACUUGGAGUGCUUUGUUCAAUAGAAUUAUCUCCAGUCCGGUGCAGAAGCCCCCUGGACACAUCUAGUUCAGCUCAGUUUUCAUCAAGUCCUAUUCAGGGAGGAACAAGAGCUUAUAGUCUGGGAAGUAUAACCAGUCCGCCGUUUUCAGAGGGGUCUCCUGCACAUAAUGGUUCUCCUGCUUUUUCACCAAUUGCUUUUCACAUAAGAAAAACCCCACUCUCAGACCAAAGAAAAUUUACAUUUCGUUCUCCAGAUAUUUCUUCUUCCUCCAAUAGAAUGACACCCCCAACAAGUACAAGAAGUCCUUACAUAGAUGGUUGUUCUCCAAUUAAAAAUUGCUCUCCUAUGAGGCUUGGAACCUGUAGAGGAACUGCCCAAUAUCAGACUUCUGUCAUUAGAAUACCAAUUGCAGUUGAGAAUCGUGAUGAAGAUGAGGAAGACAAGGAAAGCACUUCUUCAGCAGAAGCUGGGUUCCCAGAAAUGGAUAAUGGAAUAAACUUACAUCAGGAAGGCAAUGAUACUUUUGCACGUGGUACACAUCUUGUGGUGGCAACUGUGUCUAUUGCACCAGAUCACUCAGAAGGCUGUCAUCAAAGGUUGUCAUCAUUUCAGGAUAUAGAAGGCUUAAAGGAAAGUAAUACUGUAGACAUGGCUGAUGCUGCUGAAGUGUCAGAGGGAAACACUUGGAUAAAAGAAACAAUUGGCAGUAGCAAUACACCAAUGACCAGCUUUAUGACAGGCAUUACUUUCAGUAUUGAAAGCUCUCGCAUGUGCAUGUCACCUCUUGCAGAAAGCAGUGCGAUUCCUUGUGACAACAGUAGUAUUCAGGUGGACAGUGGUUACAAUACACAGACUUGUGGAAACAGCAUUAUGGAUACUGCAGAGGCUGAAAACAGUUGCAAAGAAAACGAUGUGAAUACUGUUAUGUUUCAGAAUAAAUCUCAGCUGCUCAGAACAAAGGAGUGUUCUGUUUUAAGCCAUAAGGACAAUCAAUUGCUGAGAACAAAAUCUCCAGAGAAGCAAUCCUGUUUUCAGAAAGCCAAAACACAUAGCACAGUAUUUGGUCAAAAUGCAACUUGCAACAUUUCUGCUUGGAAACAUAAAAAUGAAAAUCAAGUUCAGGGAUUUCACAAAACUGUUCUGAGGUGCUAAAGAGAAUGCAGAGAAUUCUGUCAGACUCUCAAACCUUCCUUAAGGCUGGCUGUUAACAAGAAACUCUACAAUUGUUUCUUCAUUUUACAGAAAUAUUUAUUUUCACCCACAGGACAAA
Messenger RNA from Cyanistes caeruleus (blue tit), 2090 nucleotides. RefSeq names its product BORA aurora kinase A activator (gene BORA). Gene Ontology annotation, cellular component: cytoplasm; nucleus. Lineage: Eukaryota; Metazoa; Chordata; Aves; Passeriformes; Paridae. Gene Ontology annotation, molecular function: protein kinase binding. Gene Ontology annotation, biological process: activation of protein kinase activity; regulation of mitotic nuclear division; regulation of mitotic spindle organization. The record is from RefSeq and is a predicted model, not a curated record.